CUUGUUCCCUCAUUUGCUUUAUGAUGUCUCCCACUGGGUACUUUUGCCGAUUCCUUGAGGGGACUAAUCCAAUAUGUACCAAAGUUCUCAUCUUUGGGGUAGUUUCUGAGCCUUGCUUCAGAUGGGUACUUGGGUUUUGCUCUCUUUCCAUGUUCCUUCCACCUGUUUGAUCUCAAUCGGAUUAAAAUAACACUGUUAUUGAGCUUGAAAGGGUUUAAUGAUGUGGUUCCCUCUGCUUGCCAGUUUGUUGGCUUUUCCUUUUCAUUUCUCUGGGAGAGAGAUCUAAACAAGUUGAGGUGGAGGGGAAAGUGGGGCAUUGUUUCCAUUUUAAUUGAUUGCCUUGGAUAGUUGGAUUGGAAUGCAAGUGAAGGUAAGGGAAAGUGUUGUGUGCUGCUAAGCUAAUAAUUGCUGUUUAGCCUUUUGUGCCCUCCGGUGGUUGUUUUGCUUUAUUGCUUUUCCUCUCAUAGGGAGGGAGAGGGAGAGGCGGAGGGAGAGAGAGAACAGAAGCUCUCUUUGUUUUGUUAAAGGGAAAAACUCUCAAUAGUUGCAGUUCCGUAGGGAUCAAAUGCUGUGUUUUUCUCUGAGCCUUUUUCUUCUUUAGCUUCUGAUCUCAAAGCUUGAAAUCAUUGAUGAUGGGUUCCAAAUCUAGCAAUGGGAUUAGAAAUGGAGUUGGAAUUCAAGAAGAAGAGCAGCACUUCAGAUCUGAGUCCUAACACUGUCCUUCCGCUUAGACAAUGUUCUGAAUCUGAUAGCAAAACUGCCCACCAUCAGAAUCUCACUCGUAAAGAUCAUUUCUUGAGGGUAAAGGAAGGCUUCACAGAGAUUAGCUUCCGCCGUUAUCGUAGUACCUCUUGUAAGAAUGUUCCAUCUUCUAGGCCUUCUGGAGUAUUAGCACCUAGCGUAGACCUGAAGCGAGGUUCCAUGUAUCAAAGCUCCAGAGAUGUAAUGCGAAUAAAGAAAAUGGAGUCUUCUUCUUAUAAUGAAGGAAGGAGGAAGAUCGAGUUGUCACGUGGUAGCCACACUUCUUUCUCCUUGGAUGUUGUUGAGUCAUUGUGUAGCUCGGAUGAAGAGGAUGCUCAGAAGGUGCAUCCUGCAUCAGCAUUAGAAGCGAAAAUGAACCUGAUUUCUGGUCAAAAGCCUCGUUUGGAUCCUCCUUGUCCAUCAGCUGAUGCAUUUAUCGAAAUUUGUCCAAAUUUGGUUGUCAGAGAGCGACGAGAUGCUGGAACUGUUGGAAGAAGUCAUUUGAGAAGUGAGACUCAAGGCUUGAGAAGUGAGAAUGUAGCUGGUCCUCAGAAUGAUGCUAAUUCCCUCCUCGAAAGAGAUGUGCCAACGUUUCACAAAACACUAUCUGCUAAGCUAGAAAUGCCUCAUUCGCCUUCUUCUGCUUCUGAGAGUGAUUGCUCCACUCGUGGAAGUUCAAAGUCGAGAUUCGUACCAAUCAGAAAGAUGUUUGAUCCGUUCAUGAAGUCAAAGUCUCUGCGCAGUCCAUUGAGCAAUGCUCCUUAUCCAAGUGAUCAUCCUAAAGCCAAUGGGACAGUGGCAGCCAUGAGAAGGAACGAGCUCUUAAGAAAGUCUCUAUUACAUGACUUCUCACAUACUUCUCAGCAGAAUCAUCAUUCUUCAAAUGUUGCAAGUUCAGCAGUUCACCUACAUGGCAGUCUCAAGUUGAAGAACAAAAACAAGGUCCCCUACUUCGAGUUCUCGUUGUCCUCCCCCGAGGAAGUUCUUGUGGCAAAGACUUGGAAAGUAAACAAUGCUUCCAAGUGGGUUUACACUUUCCACACCGUUUGUAACAGAAAAAGGAGCAAUGCCAGUGGACGAGGUGGGGCUGACGAAAGCAAGGAGUCCAUGGUAGUAGCAGGGCAGAUGCAUGUCUCCUCAUAUUUGCAUUCCGAGGUACAAGAUUGUCCUCUGUCAGACAACUCAAUGGUGACCGAAUUUGUGUUGUACGACAUUGCACAUGCGAGAAACAGUGUUUCUUCAGAAGGCUCCCCUGAUGUCAACAAAUCUAGUAGCAAUGGCUCCUUCCCUUGUUUGGAUGGUGGGAUGCAUCAUAACACGGAUGAUGGUUCAACUACCCCGAGUCAUAGCAGUUCUCCUCACAACAUGUCUGUGGGUUUGCAGCCUGACCUCGAGAUUGCAGCAAUUGUUAUUCAAAUCCCUUUUGCGAAGAGGGAGAGCUUGAAGUACAAGAGAGGUUACAACAGUAGGAAGAAAGUGCAUUUGAACCUGCUCAACUUCUCCAUGGCUGAGAGAAGUGCAAAGCAAAGUCCUGAUAGGGAAAGUACAGAAAAGGUGAAGGUGGUAAUUCCCAUGGGAAAUCACAGCCUGCCAAGUGAUGCCGAAUCCCAGGGGCCAUGUUCAUUGCUUGACCGGUGGAGGUCAGGUGGGGGAUGUGAUUGUGGGGGAUGGGAUAUGGCAUGUCCCCUCAAUGUUUUUGGAAAUCCUGACAUCCAAUGUGGUGAAGAUGAACCUCUCGUCGAUAGCCAGAAGCCGUUGGAGCUCUUUAUUCAGGGUACGAAAGAGAAGACACCAGCACUUAUGAUGAGAGUAGUGGAAGAAGGCGAGUAUGCAGUCGAUUUCCAUGCAAAGCUAUCCACUUUACAAGCAUUUUCCAUCUGCGUUGCCAUGCUGCACGGCUCAGAAGCUGCAAGCGCAGUUGGGGAUAGCAGAAGGAAGAAGAAGCCGAUGCUGCCACAUUGCAACUCGCUGAAGGUACUGAUAGAGGAAGAGGUCAAGUUCUUGAUCGAUGCAGUGACGGAGGAAGAGAAGAAGAAACCUUGUAAGAAAUUGGAAAAAAAGCAGCAGUCUUACAAGCUCAAGCCUCCAAUAUCUCCAUUUUCUCGGGUAUAGUAGACUCAACCACUCAAAUGAAGAAUCAGAAAGAAGCAUUGCUUUUUGGAAAGCAAGAGUCCGACUUGCAUUGAUCGGGAGAUGACCAGGGAAGAGAAUGAUGUUGUAAGAUGUACAAUUGAAAGUUUUGAUCUUUCCCUUUUUCGGUUCUGGAAGCCAUUGGUUUAGAGUAGGGAGUUAGAGAUAGGAAACACAAAUAUUGUGCAUAAAGUGUGUAGCUCAAGAAAAAGUUAUAGCAGGGAAUGAAGUACAGAUUUCUUUAGAGAGGAUAGAGUUUCAUUCUUAAUGUGCUAUUGGGGGUUACGUUGUAUUAUAUUAAAUCUGUCUCCAAAGCUGCUGCUAGGAGUUCUUUCUGCAA
Molecule: messenger RNA, 3211 nt
Organism: Linum tenue
Lineage: Eukaryota; Viridiplantae; Streptophyta; Magnoliopsida; Malpighiales; Linaceae
Source: the annotation of a GenBank genome assembly